This is a messenger RNA of Pecten maximus, 2447 nucleotides long. RefSeq names its product F-box/LRR-repeat protein 2-like. The transcript is spliced from 6 exons. Bases 1 to 1527 code for a protein of 508 amino acids. Lineage: Eukaryota; Metazoa; Mollusca; Bivalvia; Pectinida; Pectinidae. Gene Ontology annotation, biological process: SCF-dependent proteasomal ubiquitin-dependent protein catabolic process. Gene Ontology annotation, molecular function: protein binding. Gene Ontology annotation, cellular component: SCF ubiquitin ligase complex. The record is from RefSeq and is a predicted model, not a curated record.
AUGCAGACAGACAAUGAUUCAGAUGCAGGGGAAUUGCAUAGUGGUAAGGAACAGCUUUGUUGUCAAGAGGAUGCAAUGGAAGAAAUCCAUAUAACCUUUCCAGGAGAUGGUGUCUCAGCCAUGACAGAUUUAUCUACAGUUAGUGUGUCUUCUACAAAAAUGGAAAAUUCUGUUCAUCUUGACAAAGAUGCAGAACCAGAAGAGGUAGACUACACACAUUUGGUGUCCAUUGUAGAAAAUGACAUCAAAGAUAUAAGUAAGAGGAUAAGUACAGCUGUGAUAGACUUCCAUUUGUCUUGUCAAGAGGAGGACAGUGUUAUUGAAGGACACUGUUCACAUUUUGAUUUUAUCCCUAAUGAGAUUAUUUUGAAAAUAUUUUCCUAUUUUGAGCCUCUGCACUUAUGUAGACAAAUUUCUCCUGUGUCUAAGCGAUGGCGAAAGCUUGCAUAUGAUGCUAGUUUGUGGUCUUUACUUGACCUUAAUUGGAACCCACAUAUAUCAUCAGUGGACCUUUGCUGGAUUAUCAAAAGACUUGGAUGUAUCCGGAAACUUAGGCUUCAGAACCGACAGAUGCUUAGUGUUUCGGAGGUGUCUGUCUUUACAGAGUUCUGUCCCUUGUUAACAGAUGUUGACUUAGGGUUCUGCAGUACUUGUUCUGCUGAUAUACUGGAGUGUUUCAUACUCAACUGUGAAAAUUUGGAAAGGAUCAAUAUUGAAGGGUGUCACUUGGUAGCCGAUGAAUGCUGUAAAGUACUGGCAAAGGCUCAACACCUGAGAUAUCUGAACUUUUCACACUGUAUUAUAACAGAUGCUGGAGUGAGUCACUUAGCCAGGAAUCUAUUACAGAUUGUCUCUCUCAAUAUUGACGGCAUUGGAUGGAUAAGUGAUAAGAGUAUAAUGACUUUGGUUGAGCACCAACAUAAACACUUAAGGUGGCUGGACAUUGAUGGUGCUGAGCUUACUGACAGGUCCAUGGAAGCAAUAGCAAGUUGUUCAGGGCUAGAGAGAUUGAAUGUGUCCUUCUGUGAACUCUUGACUGAUAUCACACUGCAGAAAAUAAAAAAAAUGGAAAGGCUUACCUGUCUGUCUCUGAGGAAAGGGACUGAGUUGACCAAUGCAGGAAUGAUUGACCUUUUCUCCUCAGAUGCUCUGGUAAAUUUGACCAGCCUGGACUUGUCUGACUGUGGUAACCUGAUGGAUUCAGCUGUACUACAGAUCCUGAAGUGCUGUGGUAAGAAUCUAAAACAACUACACUUACGCUGGUGCUGCAGUCUACUGGAAGAAUCUGUCACUGCCAUUGUAGAUACCUGCAGCUUAUUGGAAACCCUGGAGUUGGUUGGGCUACACAAGAUUUUGGGAAAGUGUUUUGAUAGAAUUCCCAAAUGUAUGCCUCAUCUCACCUUACUAGACCUUCGACAGUGUAACAAGAUUAAUGAUAACCUGAUUCGAGAAAUGCUUUGUAGGAAAUCUGACCUAAAAGCUUUCGACUACUACGGAGAGGAUUUUCGUAUCCAGCUUCAGUCCUAGUCUAGCUGUUAUUAUGGAUUUAUGAAACUAAUUGAAAUGUCAACAAUGAUUCGCUACCAUGAUACUUUGUCCUAUGGAUUAUUUCCAUGGUAACAGUUUAGAUGUAACUGUUGAAAGGAUUGCUAUAAAUAGAUGACCAUUUUACAAAUGGCUGGUGGAAUAUAGAUUAACAACCAAUGUAAAUCUACAUGUAAAAACAUAUGUAAAACAUAUGGUCACAUUUUUCAAGACAAUUUACAUUCACAUUUAAGUGUAAGUCCUCUUUAUAAGCAGGUGUAGCUUAAAUAUCCUCCCCAAGUAAAUUUGUCUUUACCCCUACUCAUGAUUGUGAUUCAUCUUAAUUGGUGGCUUUUGUGCUUGUGAAUAUAUCCAUUAAGAUCAAGGUAGCGGACAGAUUUCUCAUUUUUUAUAUACCAUAUAAAUCAUAUGACAAAUACCCUUUAAAUAUAUCAUAUGUAUGAUCAUCUACUGUCUUCCUGUAGAGCAUGAAUGAUCCUUUAAAUAAAUUCCCAAAAACUACGAGGCCAGCAGUCUUGCACUGGCAGCUUCCUGGGGGUGAAGGGAGACAAAGUUUGAUACAAAGAAACAACCUUGACCCGUGUACACAGUCACAGGGGUCAAAUUUCUUUAAACACUCUUACAACUGUUGUGAUUACACAAAAAAAUAGAACCAAGAUAGUUGGCUGUUUGGUUACUAAGAUGGCAUAGAACCAAGAUAUUUGAAAACCUCCAAAACAAGUUAAUACAAGAGGCUCAAUGGGCCUGUAUGACUAACCUGGCUAUACAGCAAAUCUGAAGUUGAUUGAGGUCAUUUCUACAGAUACUAUGCUGAUUACCACUUUAUUCAAAUAUCAGAGUAAGCUAGGUUUAUUCAUGUCAAUAAAUUUUCUAGUCCUUCAUGCAAGCAUACUUUUGGCCUA